AUCAUUAUCCACCGACCAAGAACCUGAUAGGCCGCAUACUUGGCUGAGUAGCAGCUGCACACGAGCAGCAGCUGGGGAUCGAAUGGUCUGCUUCAGGAUAGAGGUGCGGCCUGUCUGUGUUGGCCAGUCUAUGGAAGCAUCCUGCAUCGUGUAGAGUCUGACAUGCCAACGAGGUUACUGAUGUAGCCAGGCGGUUCUCCCGUGAGAAAAAGGGCAGCAUAAGAUUCACUCUGCAGGUUUAAAGAUUCGGGACGAAAUGUGUCCUUGCAAUGAGGUGUUACACGGUCGAAACGAUCACAUAACCCUUUUAACUGGAAGGUCCCCCAUGGGAGUUGAACGAGAGCGAGUGAACGUAUUCGAUAAACGAUUGCCGUGUGUUCUGAAACAGAAUGCUCCCUCCUGUAAGGAGCACUCUUUCUGCUUUAGGGACAGCCUAGUGCAGUUGACAUGAUGUGCUUGAUCUUGAAUUCACCCAGCUACCCAUUGAAGCAGGAAUCCCACCUCUAGCCUGCCGUCUCCCUUGCGUAUGUCAGUGAUGCAUGCUGAUGACACUUGGCCAGUGAGCCGUCACAGCAGCUGCAAUGUCUGAUCCAUCUCAUAUGCACCUUGAGUUUUCACCAAUGGCAGUGUUCUCAGGUGUGGCCAAAUGCGCUCGACAGCUUUUCUGUUAACUGUUGUCUGCACAGGUGGAAGUCACUACUGGUCAAAUGAGGGCGGCCACGUUCCCGUCGCAUCUUCUAACGAACGUUUCAGCUGCCACUGUAGAUACACGCCAAUAUAUGGAUGCAAAAUAAUUUUCAGUGUUUACUGAAGCCUGACACCCCUUUUGUGUGUUUGCAUCGUAAAAAAUCGAAAAGGGGCCGUUUUCGACCUUAGAGUUGUACGUACGGGUGCUUACACACAUGAUGUACUAACAGGGACUGAGAGCUCCAAGUCCUUGAGUUUCGGAGUGCAUCGAAGUUUUAGUUGUCUAAUUUUAUAUACGUGGAGAGGUCACCUCUUGUAGUUGCCGACCAAGAUGUCGCAAAAACCUUUUUCUUCGAGACCUUUUACCUUCGGAGGCUCACUCGAGAGGCGUCAGAGUUGCAUCACUCUACAGACUAUACGAGAAGCGUGCAAUCGAGAACUCCGGUUGGCCGGCAGUGACGCGCGAAGUGCGUCAAGUGGUGCUGCCGCUGGUGCUCGGGAGGAUGGCGGAACACUUGAUGCAGCGCCUGAAGUAGCUCCUCAUUCGCCUACCCAUCGUCUUCCCACCGGAAAACGCGAUUUGCCUCCAGGGCCUCUCCCACUUCCGGCAAAUUCUGCCCACUUCACGCGACUACCGUGGACAUCCGAGUCCCAGGCAAAUGACGUCUUGGGAACUGCUUGCGGCGCUACGAUGAACAGAGACAUGCAUUUAUUUCCGUGCGGCGUUAGUAUAACAGUUCAUGCACCGUACACAGCUCUUCUCGCAAUUCAGAGAUUUCCAGGCAGCAAGCCAGGAGAAUCGAGAUGAAAAACGAGCAACAGAGAGCAUCGACAAUUUGCACAACCAGGGACCAGCAAUCAAGGCCUUUUACGACUUGCUCUUUGUGAUCGAAAAAAAGAUUGAGGAGCUCAGCGCUCGGUUGAACCAGGUCGCUAAAUCAGCAGACAUAGAACAUGUAAACAACUGCCUGCUGGAGCAAGAAUCCCGAGUUUCAGUGAGCUGCUUCACCAUCCUGCUACCAGGAGAAAUCAUGAGAACGUGGGACCUUGGCCA
Molecule: messenger RNA, 1741 nt
Organism: Toxoplasma gondii ME49
Lineage: Eukaryota; Apicomplexa; Conoidasida; Eucoccidiorida; Sarcocystidae
Exons: 5
Coding region: 1019-1495 (158 amino acids)
Source: RefSeq, a predicted model, not a curated record